AUGGCCUCCUUAUACCAGGAUGGGUUUAAGGAAGUUCUGUGCACGGUCACAAUGGGAAGCACAGGAGGACUUGCCCUGCUCAAGCCCCUGCUCAUCCUUGCUGUCCUCUGCCAUUCAGGUUAUGGCUUGAAGUGCUAUAGCUGUAUUGCAGUAGGUACCCCCUGCAGCACGGUCACCAAUUGUACGUUUCCUUUGGAUUCAUGUCUCUUUGUCAAAGCUGCUUCAAGACUGUAUUACCAUUGUUGGAAGAUGGCAGAUUGCAAUUUCCAGUAUAUUUCAACAACCUUAGAGGAGUCAAAACUACAGUACUCCUGCUGCCAGAAAGACCUGUGUAAUAGUCAUCCCGGUACAGCCUUCCCAGGAAAAAUAGUUCUGCUGAUGACCACACUGCUGGUAGCAGCCUGGAAUCUCUGUCUCUAA
This is a messenger RNA of Chrysochloris asiatica (Cape golden mole), 420 nucleotides long. RefSeq names its product CD59 molecule, complement regulatory protein (gene CD59). Bases 1 to 420 code for a protein of 139 amino acids. The transcript is spliced from 4 exons. The record is from RefSeq and is a predicted model, not a curated record. NCBI's taxonomy places the organism in Eukaryota, Metazoa, Chordata, Mammalia, Afrosoricida, Chrysochloridae.